Messenger RNA from Physcomitrium patens, 3248 nucleotides. RefSeq names its product heat shock 70 kDa protein 14. Gene Ontology annotation, cellular component: nucleus; cytosol. The record is from RefSeq and is a predicted model, not a curated record. Gene Ontology annotation, biological process: protein folding. NCBI's taxonomy places the organism in Eukaryota, Viridiplantae, Streptophyta, Bryopsida, Funariales, Funariaceae. Gene Ontology annotation, molecular function: ATP-dependent protein folding chaperone; ATP binding.
GCACUCAAACAUUCACACACACACUCACGCACAAGCGAAGGGGCGCUGAGUGCACGCUGGUCCAGAGGGGCAGAGCAGGGCAGGCUUCUCGACGAAGCUGCUAUUGUUGUUGCUGUUGUUCUUAUUAAUGGGGGCUCGAGAACCUUCCAUCAAUUCUUAAACCAUCCAGGACCGUCCCCUCCCCCUUCGCCAUCGUGUUUGUUUCCUUUCGGCUCUUUUAGGGCUUCAUCUAUUGCUGCUCUUCCCACUCUCUGCUGCCUCCCUGUUGCCUAGCUUCUUUCGCUUCUCUCAUUUACAUCUGUGUGUGUACUAGACAGGUCGAUUACUAGCUUCUUUCGCUUCUCUCUCUCUCUCUCUCUCUCUCUCUCUCUCUCUCUGUGUGUGUGUGUUUAUUUUUUGUGUUCCGAUUUAGUUGGUGGAGUGUGAGGUAGUGCGGGGGUUUUUGAGAGGUGUCGGUCGGUACAAGGAGGCGACUGAAGGGGAGAAAGGUGAACGGGUACCAUGAGUGUGGUAGGGUUGGACGUAGGAAAUGAGAACUGCAUCGUGGGAGUAGCGAGGCAGCGCGGGAUUGAUGUCGUGCUGAACGAUGAGUCGAAGCGGGAGACCCCAGGGGUGGUGUCCUUCGGAGAGAAGCAACGGUUUGUCGGAGUGGCGGGCGCGGCGUCGGCGCUGAUGAAUCCGAGGAACACUAUCUCCCAGAUCAAGCGUAUGAUAGGGCGCUCGUUCUCGGAUCCGGAGCUCCAGAAAGAUUUGCACUUGUUUCCCUUCACGGUCACUGAGGGUCCCGAUGGCUCCCCCUUAAUCAACGUGCAGUAUUUGGGUGAGCCCCGUCAGUUCACGCCCACGCAGGUCCUUGGUAUGUUGCUGUCAAAUUUGAAGUCCAUUGCAGAAAAGAAUUUAGGGACAUCGGUGGUGGAUUGUGUUAUUGGUGUGCCGGUCUAUUUCACUGAGCUCCAGAGGCGGGCGUACUUGGACGCUGCCCAGGUUGCCGGUCUACAUCCUUUGAGGUUGAUGCAUGAGACCACGGCGACGGCAUUGGCUUACGGGAUCUACAAGACGGAUUUGUCCGACACGGAGCCAAUCAAUGUUGUUUUCGUGGACGUUGGCCACGCUAGUAUGCAGGUUUGCAUUGCUGCGUUCAAGAAGGGUCAGCUGAAGAUUUUAAGUCAUGAAUUCGAAAGGAGCCUCGGGGGCCGGGACUUCGACGAGGUGCUGUUUAAUCACUUUGCUACCAAGUUCAAGGAAGAUCUCAAGAUCGAUGUGGUUUCUAAUGCUCGUGCUAGUCUCAGGCUUCGUUCUGGUUGCGAGAAGGCGAAGAAAAUUUUGAGCGCCAAUCCUAUCGCGCCCUUGAACAUUGAGUGCUUGAUGGACGAGAAGGAUGUGAGGGGCAUGAUUAAGCGUGAUGAGUUUGAGGAGCUGGCAAAACCUAUUUUGGAAAAGGUGAGGGGCCCUUGCGAGAAGGCUCUCGCUGCGUCUAAGCUUACCCUUGACAAGAUCUACGCCGUGGAAGUAGUCGGAUCCGGUUCCCGUGUUCCUGCAAUUUUGAAGAUUCUGAGUUCUGUGUUUGGAAAGGAACCCAGCCGCACGAUGAAUGCGAGCGAGUGUAUUGCUCGCGGGUGCACUCUUCAGUGCGCGAUGCUGAGCCCGACAUUCCGUGUUCGGGAUUUUGAGGUUCAGGAUUCGUUUCCCUUCGCUAUUGGCCUUUCGUGGAAGGGAGCAGCCCCCGAGACGGAGGGUGAGGAAGAGGUCUCAUCCAAUAACAUUGUGUUCGUGAAAGGCAAUCCCGUCCCUAGCACUAAGUUGUUGACUUUCUAUCGAGCGAGCACGUUUGCUAUAGACGCGUUUUAUGCCGAGACGAGCGAUUUGCCACCAAACAUAAAUCCCAAAAUUGCCACGUUUACUAUUGGCCCCUUUACGCCUACCAUGACAGAGAAGGCUAAGAUUAAAGUUAAGAUCAGGCUCAACCUGCACGGUGUCGUGUCCCUGGAAGCUGCCACGAUGAUUGAAGAAGAGGAAGUGGAAGUUCCUACCACGAAGAAGGACGAGUCAGAGAAGGCCUCCCCUCCUACUGAUGCCAAGCCUGAAGAUGCAGCCGUUGCAGAGAACGGUGCUGCGGACGUUCCUGCUAAAAUGGAAACUGAUGCUCCCAAGCCUGAAGUUGUGAAGAAGAAGAAGACGAAGAGGACAGAUGUACCUGUGCACGAAGUGAUCCACGGUGGACUUCCCCAACCUGAAUUGACUAAAGCCGUCGAGAAGGAAUUCGAAAUGGCGCUACAAGAUCGCGUUAUGGAGGAGACAAAGGAGAGCAAGAAUGCUGUCGAGGCAUAUGUCUACAGUAUGAGGAACAAAUUGUAUGAGAAACUGCAAAACUACGUGACCGAAAGUGAACGUGAGGAAAUGACUGCCAGACUGCAAGAAACCGAAGACUGGCUGUACGAAGACGGUGAAGAUGAAAUUAAAAGUGUUUAUAUUGCCAAGCUUGCCGAACUCAAGAAGCUUGGAGACCCACUGGAGGUUAGGGAAAGAGAAGAGGAGCUCAGGGGUCCUGCUGUUAUGGCGCUGACCUACUGCAUCACAAGUUUCCGCGAAGCUGCCCAAAGCCCGGACCCGAAGUUUGAUCACAUCGACGCUGCCGACAAAGAGAAGGUGAUAGCCGAGUGCAACAAGGCAGAGGAAUGGUUCAAGGACAAGAAGCAGCAACAAGAUGCACUUCCUAAGUGUGCCAAUCCGGUCCUACUUGCAGCUGAAGUGAAGAAGAAGACUGAAGUCCUUGAUAGAUUCUGCAAGCCAAUCAUGACAAAGGCAAGGCCAGUACCACCUAAGAGUACUCCUGCGGAGGCCAAGCCUGCUCCAGAACAACAAGCCCCAGCUGCUGGAGAUAACCCAGCGCCCGAGCCAAUGGAGACUGAUGCCGCAGCACCAGCUCCUGAACCUGAGAGCAUGCAAACAUAGUAUAAGAUAUAGAAAUGGACUACCUCAUAAUUAGAAUUGCAUAUUAUGAGUAGGUACUUGACAUCCUUGGGAUCCUCAAACCUAGGCAAGGAGGAUCAUACUUAACAAGUACAAUUGCUAUCUUAAUUUUUUGGAGGGGCAAAGUAACGUAGUAAGGACAAUUUUGCUCAUUCUGCUCCCCAUUCCUCAAAUUAAUGGGUCCAGCAGCUUGCAAGCAUUCUAAUCCUAACAAAGCUGUGUGACCAUGUUUUUUCAAUCAUUUUUGUGUAAUACUCUGCAUAUGCAAAUUCCUUGAA